Molecule: messenger RNA, 1415 nt
Organism: Phlebotomus argentipes
Lineage: Eukaryota; Metazoa; Arthropoda; Insecta; Diptera; Psychodidae
Gene: Gr33a
Product: gustatory and pheromone receptor 33a
Exons: 5
Coding region: 1-1365 (454 amino acids)
Biological process (GO): sensory perception of taste
Cellular component (GO): dendrite; membrane; axon
Source: RefSeq, a predicted model, not a curated record
AUGUUGUCCUUCUUCGCCAAUCGUCUGGAGGGUCUUCCCUUUCACGAGUCCUACGCUCCCACUUAUGUCGUGUCGAAGAUUCUCGGACUCCUGCCGUACUCUCGGAAUAGCAUUGAGGACAAGUCUGGCAAGAAGAUCCCCGAAAAGACGGUGUUCAGCUUCUCCUUCGCCCUGUCCUUGAUCACAAUCCUCUGGGCAAUAUCCUACGUCAUCUCGUACGUCCUGGCCAAUGAGAGCGUCCUGGCCAUUCCCUCCAGUCGCAACUACCCAAUCAUCAGCGUCGUGGGUCACUUGAUGCACAUCUACUUGGGCAUUUGCAUCUUUAUCACCAGCUACAUUUUCACCCCACGCAAGAUCUACCGCUACAACGUCAUGUCGAUCCGCAUGGACUUCCUGGACUCUGAGCUCACCAGUAUUUGCGGAAAGUCCGUCGAUUAUCGCACAACAGUCAUCUUUCAGUACUUCUUCAUCGUCGGCGGCGCUCUCCUCGUCGCCACGGCCUUCCUGUUCGACUACUUCGUCUUCAUGGACAUGUACGGAAACUACAUGAUAAUCAUCUGCUUCGCCUACGUUUAUCCUUACGUCUGUUCCGGAGUAAUUCAUCUGCAAUUCAUCGCCAUUGUUCACUCAAUCUACCAGCGCUUCAAGGCAAUCAAUACCUUCCUCCAACACAUCGCCGACAUCAAUGUUCCCACAUCCAAUGCCGCUCUGCAAAUGAAACUCAAGAGUGCGCAGACAGAGAAGCCCGAGAAGACAAAUCCUGACACGAAGCAAGCCUUCGUCAGCAACUCUUCACUCCCGGCAAACGCUCACAUGCGUCUCAAUGAGAUUUUCAUCCUCCACGACAAACUCUGUGACGCUUCUGAAAGCAUCAACGACAUCUUCUCCCUCCAGAUCGUGUCCAGCAUCACGGCGGGCUUCAUUAUCAUCAUCUUCGGCUUCUUCAUCGAGACAAAGGUGGCCUUCUGGGCCUGGGGACAGAAUGUGACUCUCAUCCUCAUCGCUACGUCCUAUGUCAUCUGGGGAGCCAUCAACUGUCUCUCCAUCUACGUCAUGCUUUCCUGCACGACCAAUGCUAAGGAAACGGCCAACGCUGCUGCUCUGGUUGUGCACAAGAUUCUGCAGAACAAGCCGGCUUUCAUGCUCAACGACGAGAUCUACUACAACAAGAUGAAGAGUUUCACUCUCCAGAUCCUCCACCGGAAGAAUACGUUCCACUUCAAUGCCUUGGGGCUGUUCCGGCUCGAUUACACCUUUAUCUUCUCAGCCGUUAGCGCUGCCACGAGUUACCUUAUCGUGUUGCUGCAAUUCGACCUGACCGACUACUUGGUGGCCUUCGACGUGAUGCUCCAGAAGAACUCCUAAGCCGUGCGGAGAAGCUUCAGGAUCCAAAAUCACAGUUUUUGUCACUUUUG